This is a messenger RNA of Drosophila innubila, 4779 nucleotides long. It is a transcript of the gene Myc, whose product is annotated as myc protein. The transcript is spliced from 2 exons. The record is from RefSeq and is a predicted model, not a curated record. Gene Ontology annotation, biological process: regulation of transcription by RNA polymerase II. Gene Ontology annotation, molecular function: protein dimerization activity; DNA-binding transcription factor activity, RNA polymerase II-specific; RNA polymerase II cis-regulatory region sequence-specific DNA binding. The coding region runs from base 141 to 2492 and encodes 783 amino acids. NCBI's taxonomy places the organism in Eukaryota, Metazoa, Arthropoda, Insecta, Diptera, Drosophilidae.
AACAACAAUAAACAACUCAGGACAAAACUAAUAGUAAUAGCAACAAGAGGAUACAUAUAUAUAUAUAUAUAUAUAUAUAUAUAUAUUCACAUAUAUAUAUUUAUUAUCAAGAUUGAGAUAAAUAGAGUUAUCGAUUAAAGAUGGCGACUGCCUGCAACGGAGCACUUUCCAGCUGCGAUUAUUUCAGCGAUAUUUACGAUGAGACGAUGGCAAAUUUGUUGUUCGAUCAGUUCGAUGAUCAGUGGAACAUUAGGGGCGCCUCCAGCAUCCAGGAGGAUGUUGCCAAAAUCGCCGCGAAUCGUUCCCGCUCCGUGAGCGGCUCAUUUCUGGAUGAAUUCAAUGAUAUUGACGUGAAGAACGAGAUGCGUUUCGGCGAUUGCAUGUGGUCGUCUUUUUCCGCAGUGCCCUCUCUCGAUAUUAUGGAUAAUGGUGUCAAGUUCACACACAUCGGCUGCAACAACAACAACAACAGCAGCAGCAACAGCAGUAAUAAGAACAACAACAACAACAGCAACACGAUAAAUUCCGCUGCUUCCAGUUAUAGUGAAAGUUCCGCUGUACCGCCAGCAAUUGUGAGCGGUACAACGUUGAUGAUCAAGAGCGAGAUCGAGGAUGAUGAUGAUGAUGUGGAGGAGCAAGUGGGGGAGGAGGAUGAGGAUGCAGAGAACUGCAGUGAGCAGAACAGCAACAACAACAGCAACAACAACAAACGUGCAAGAUAUGCAACAUCGGCAAGAAUCACAAUAACAAAGCCCAAAUCAAUGCACUUUACAAUCAACAACAAUAGCAAUAACAAUAACAAUAACAAGAGAAACAAUAACAACAAUAACAACAGUAACAGCAACAACAAUAACAGUGCUGAGGAACAUAUACCGCCAGGUGCCUCAUUGUUGCGCAAAAGCAACACAACACUAACCAACAGCAACAACAAGAAUGCACUUAUCAAAUCACUUGCAACAUCAUCGCUAUCGCUAUCGUUAUCGAAAUUGAAUAAUCUGAAUAUGACCAACUCGUCAUACGAUAACAAUACCAAUAAUCUAACGGAAUUCCGUCACAAUGUCGAUCUUCGGGCCUGUGUCAUGGGCAGCAACAACAUUUCGCUGACGAGCAGUGCCGAUGCCACAUAUAUCGAUCACAUCAGUCGCGAGUUGCAGAACACGAGCAAGAAAUGUAUCGAUAUGCUGCCAUAUGUGUCAACCGAUCAUCAGCCCCAAAUCAAUGAUGUUCUCGAUGUCAUUAGUCAACAAACAACAGCAACAGCAACAACAACAAUAACAACAAGCGAUGACGAUGCAUCGAUUGUUGUUGCCACAUCAUUAUCACCGCCAGCAUCGAACUCCGAUUGUGAUUCCGAUGACGGCGAUUAUUCAAUGGCCGAUUCCCGCUGCGGAUCAUCCGCAUCCGUCGACGGUAACAACAGCAUCUACAUGCGUCACAUCAGCGAUCACAGUUAUACGCGCAGCGAGAUGGAAACCAAUCUGGAGACGCCCUCCGAUUCCGAUGAGGAAAUCGAUGUAGUCACGUUAACAGACAAAACGCUACCCACAAAUCCAUCGGAUCGCGAUCGCCGUGCACUGCAGACAAAGGUUGCCAAUAAAAUGUCAACCCUACCGCCACCAAGACGCGGUCGCUUUGAAUUACCCUACACACCGGCAAGCAGUAGUCCCGUCAAGUCCGAGGCCAAUUCCCGUUUCCCAUCGCCGUCGAGUACGCCGUACCAGGGCGGUGCUGCUACCGGAUCCGUGUCCACCGUCUACUCGCCGUUUUUGUCACGGAACAGCAACAGCAACAGCAACAACAACAGCAACAGCCUCAGCAGCAGCAGCAACAGCAGCAGCAGCAGUGCUGGCAGCGAUUGCACAACACUGCAAUGGGAUCUUUACAGUUUGCCCAAGAGGAGUAAGCGUUAUCACAACGAUACUCCCUACCGUGUGUACACCUCGAUCAAGGACACAAAGUCGUCGCUGACAGGUGCCAAUAAGAAGAGUCGUGUGAAGAAAGUGAAUACAAAUGGUUUGACCAGCGGCGCUUUUCCGGUGUAUCCAAUGUCGCAAUUGAAACCACAGCAGCAACCCACGUUGGGCGCCAACAACAGCAACAGCAGCAGUAACAGCAGCAUUAGCAGCAGCAGCAGCAGCUGCAAUGGAAGCAACAGCAACAGUAGCAACAACAGCAACAGCAUGUUGAAGCGUCAGUUUAGUCUGGAUGAGGCAGAUACGAUUGAGAAGCGUAAUUUGCAUAACGAUAUGGAGCGUCAGCGUCGCAUUGGACUCAAGAAUCUGUUUGAGGCGCUGAAGAAACAAAUACCCAAUAUCCGUGACAAGGAGCGGGCGCCCAAGGUCAACAUAUUGCGUGAGGCGGCCAAAUUGUGCGAACAGCUGACGAGCGAGGAGCGUGAGCUGAGCCUGAAGCGUCAAUUGCUGAAGGCGAAACAGAAGCAGCAACAGGAGCUGAUUGCACGUCUGCGUCUGAGUAAGAAUGCCGCUGAAUGAUAGCGAUAACAGCGAUAACAGCGAUGAUAUCGAUGAUACCGAUCAUAGCGAUCAUAGGACGUAAGUGGGUCAAAACGGGUGGGUGAAGAAGAUAAGAAAAAGAUGAAGAUGAAGAUGAACGGCAACUGUGCGAGGAGGGGCAUGCGAUUUCAGAGUUGUAGAGUUGUCACGUCGUUUGCAAGACAAAACAAAAAAAAAAAGAUUGAGAGAGAGACAAGUGAUCCUCGAUAAAAAUAUAUAUUGUUUCGAUGUCCAUAUGAAUGCUACGAUAGUUCCACGAUAGUUUGUUUUAUAUAUUUUCAAAAAUAUAUAUAAAUGCCUAAUUUUUUUUUAUGUUUUUUUUUUUUUUUUUAGCUGUAUUUUGACGUAGGCUCACAAGCAUUUUUUGAACUUCAAUAUCAGUUUUUAGUAUUAGCCAUUAGAGCGUACGAACGAUCAAUCGAACCAUGUCUCGAUGAUGAUGAUAAUAUAACUAUAACGAUAACGAUAACAGUUGUAAUAACAUUGAUGAUGAUGAACAUAGAUGCUGCUUGAUGAUGUCUAUGCAUCGGAUGCUAUAAAUAACGCUAUAUAUAUAUAUAUUUGAUUUUUUUUCUUAUUAGCUUUCGGCUUAGGCUUACACAUCGAUUCGAUACUUGUAUCGAUAUGCAUCGAUAUACUGCUUCUAUAGAUGAUAGAUAAAAAAAAUAGUGAUUUAAAUUGGAUUUCUUUAAUGUGAUAUUUUUUGAUUUGAUUUUGAAGAAAGCAAAAUGCAAGUUGGAAGAAAAACUAUAACUAAACAACAACAAAAAAAAACAAAAAAAAAAAUACAAAAAACAAGCGAUAAACGAUAAACGAAAAAUGUUUGAAUAAACAGAUUAGCAAUAGGUUAUUAGACGAGGGACACGGAAUUGAAAAUGAAAACGGAAACGGAAACAGUCUUCAAUCCUAUGAAAAGGCAGGAAUUGCAAGUCUUAUCCUCUAGUUUUUACUUAUUUACUUUUUUUUCUACUAUUCUUAUUACAAUUAUUGUACAUAGUGUAGAAGUUUAGUUACUACUUAGAUAGCUACUUAACUAUGAAGUGAAAAAUAGCAAGGACUAUAGAACCAAACAACAACAAAAAAACCACAAAAACGGAAACGGAAAACAGACAAAGUUGCAACGAAAGAGCCACUAAAAGAAAUGCAACAACUAAUAAGAACAGGUGUGUUGUAAUAAAGAGAGAGAGAGAGAGAAAGAGAGAAUUGAAUAUGAGGUUGAUGUGCGCCAUUUUGCAGGAAUGAAAUGAGCACAAACACUUUAAAAAGAGAGGAGAAACAAGAGAAGAAAACACAAAACAGAAGAUAAAUCAUAAGCGCAAUAUUUGAAGAGACGCGUCAAACAAAAAAAGAAAGAGAGAAACAACAAAUGAAAUGCAAAGAAACCGGAAGAUAGAAAACAAAACAAUUUAUCAAUUUCAAUUAAUAUAUAGCGACUAUCCUAUAUCCUAUAUAUAUAAUAAAUUUAUAUAUAAUACCAAGUCCUUUUUAUACAAUUAGCUGUCUAGUUUUUUUUUCUUUUUGUCUUCAAUAUAUAUAUUAGGAGACCUCCUAUUUAAUUAAAUAUUCGAGUAUACAUAUAUAGUCGAUAUAUACUUCUAGAGAGCACAUGCAAAAUGAAUACGCAAAUGUGUUUAGGUUUUCUAUUAAUUUAAUUACAUACUUAUAUACAAAUUAUACUGUUAAAAAUUUAAUCGAUUAAUCGUUAGACAUUAAUCGGUAUAGCUUUCUUAGGCAUACGAAAGAAGCGCUUAUAACAAUUUUACUGCCCAUAUAUUUUUUAGAGUUACAAACAAAGCGGCUUUUUAGAUUUUCCUUCGAUUUUUUCUCCUCCCCAAACAAAUAUCCUAUUUAGAUUUACAAUAUUUUGAUAUGAAGAUGAGAUGUAUACAUAAUUUUUUUUUCUUUUUUUACACAUCUAUUUACACAUCUAAACUAUGUAUAAUUAUAAAUUUUGCAAAUUUUUUCAAACUUUUUUUUUUUUUUGUAUAAAAAACUUUUGCAAAUGCAUAUGAAAUGCACGUGAGAAAAAAAAAAAAAUAAGUGGAAAACUAUUACAAAUAGAUACAACGAUAACAAAACGGGAGCUAUAGAUUAGAUAAUAGAUAAAAUAAAAGGAUAAACUGAAAAAAGAAGUGAGAAAGAAAAAAGCAAAAACAAAAAUUUUUUUGGCUGCAAAAGCAAAAGUUUUUGCUAGCUGUUCAACUGUCGAUUUUUUGCUAAUAAGAGUUAUAUAUGAGAACGAAGUUAGAAACACCACGAACGAAAU